This is a messenger RNA of Vigna angularis (adzuki bean), 1980 nucleotides long. RefSeq names its product protein DETOXIFICATION 16. Gene Ontology annotation, molecular function: xenobiotic transmembrane transporter activity; antiporter activity. Bases 243 to 1733 code for a protein of 496 amino acids. Gene Ontology annotation, biological process: xenobiotic detoxification by transmembrane export across the plasma membrane. The transcript is spliced from 8 exons. The record is from RefSeq and is a predicted model, not a curated record. Gene Ontology annotation, cellular component: membrane. Lineage: Eukaryota; Viridiplantae; Streptophyta; Magnoliopsida; Fabales; Fabaceae.
UUUUUUAAUUGUACUUUUGGGAAUACAAUUAUGACUCAUUUAAUUUCUCUAACUUUUUUUAUUUUUCCUUUCUGACACAAAAAGAGUUUAUCCAAAUUAAAUAUCUAAAAGCGUGAGAAGAAGACAGUAGUACUGUAUCUAUUUCCUGUGUCACUUCUUAUAAAUAUCUCUUUUAACACUUUCUGUAUUAAGUUUACUAUUUAUGGUGUCCUUAGCUAGUGUCUGUGUCUUCCAACGAAGCAAUGGAUAGAGAAGAUCAAAAGUCAUGUAUACAAUCUCCAUUGAUACAUAUCACAGUUGAAGAUAAGCUCAAAGUUGAUAGCAUACAACUAAACCAGAACAAGGCAAUAGAGAGAGCUGAACUCUAUGAAGAACUGAGGAAACAGCUAUGGCUAGCAGGGCCUUUAGUAUCUGUUUCUAUAUUAAAUUAUUCCCUACAAAUUAUAUCUGUAAUGUUUGUGGGGCAUCUUGGUCAAUUGCCACUCUCUGCUGCUUCAAUGGCUACCUCCUUUGCCUCUGUCACUGGUUUUAGCUUAUUGGUGGGAAUGGCAAGUGCUUUGGAUACCUUGUGUGGCCAAUCAUAUGGAGCAAAGCAGCACUAUAUGUUAGGCAUACACAUGCAGAGGGCUAUGCUUGUUCUCAUGAUUGUUAGCAUACACCUUGCAUUUAUUUGGGCAAACACAGGAUCUAUUCUGAUUGCCCUUGGCCAAGAUCAUGAAAUAUCUGUAGAAGCUGGACAAUAUGCUCGGCUUAUGAUUCCAAGCCUUUUUGCCUAUGGUCUUCUUCAGUGCCUCAACAGAUUUUUGCAAACUCAAAAUAUUCUAUUUCCAAUGGUGUUAAGUUCUGGAGUCACUACUUUACUGCAUAUUGCUAUAUGUUGGACCAUGGUAUUCAAAUCUGGACUGGGUUACAGAGGAGCUGCCAUAGCAAAUGCUAUAUCCUACUGGAUAAAUGUCUUCAUGCUGAUACUCUAUGUCAAGUUUUCUCCUUCGUGUUCAAAAACAUGGACUGGAUUUUCGAAAGAGGCAUUGCAUGGCAUCCCUUCUUUUCUUAGACUUGCAAUUCCUUCAGCUUUUAUGGUUUGCUUGGAAAUGUGGUCAUUUGAAAUGAUGGUUCUCCUCUCUGGCCUUCUUCCAAAUCCAAAAUUGGAAGCAUCAGUGCUUUCUAUCUGCCUGAAUACUUCGACAACUGUUUGGAUGAUCCCCUUUGGACUCAGUGGAGCUGUAAGCACUCGUGUCUCAAACGAGCUAGGAGCUGGUCACCCUCAAGCAGCACGCUUAGCUGUGUACUUUGUCUUUAUAAUGGCAGUUAUUGAGGGAACUUUGAUUGGAGCAGUGAUGAUACUACUGCGCAAUAUUUGGGGCUAUGCAUAUAGUAAUGAAGUGGAAGUGGUCCAAUAUGUAGCUAUCAUGUUGCCAAUUCUUGCGUUAUCCAUUUUUCUGGAUGCACUACAGUGUGUUCUUUCAGGCACAGCUAGAGGAUGUGGUUGGCAAAAGAUAGGGGCUUUCAUUAACCUAGGAUCAUACUAUUUAGUUGGGAUUCCAUCAGCUAUCUUCUUUUCUUUUGUCAUGCACAUCGGUGGGAAGGGCCUUUGGCUGGGAAUCAUAUGUGCACUAGUUGUUCAGGUGUCAUGCCUAUUUGUAAUUACAACACACACUGACUGGGAGCAAGAGGCAAAGAAGGCUAAAGAAAGAGUGUACAAUUCAAUGACAGCAGGGUUCAUAGUCUCAUGAGGGAGAGAGUUUUGGCACAUGGCAAGAGAAUCUGAUUAACCAUGCAUUCAACCAAAAACAAGUUUCUCACAUGAAGAUAUCUUCCUAUAUAUGUUUGUAGCUUUUACAUAGCAAUAUAGCAUUGAGUUUCUUCACUAUGUAACAUCUUUGUCUCCGACAAUUACCAACUUCUUAUUCAUGCACAAAGCAACUCUAACAUAGCAGGAAUUAAAUAUUGCAUCUAAGGCCAGAAAAACACUUAAUUUCA